AUGACUGGCUCGAGUAGAUUGAGAGAUGAACCUCACAUCGGCAAGUAUCGAUUAAUGAAAACCAUCGGGAAGGGUAAUUUUGCCAAGGUCAAAUUGGCCAAACACAUUCCGACUGACAGAGAGGUUGCAAUAAAAAUCAUUGACAAGACACAGCUGAACAGCACAAGCUUACAAAAGCUGUUUCGAGAAGUUCGCAUAAUGAAAGUGCUGGACCAUCCAAACAUAGUAAAACUCUACGAAGUCAUUGAGACGGAAAAAACCUUGUUUCUCGUCAUGGAAUAUGCAAGUGGAGGCGAGGUGUUUGACUAUCUGGUAGCACAUGGCCGGAUGAAGGAGAAGGAAGCAAGAGCUAAAUUUAGACAGAUAGUUUCAGCUGUGGAAUAUUGUCAUCAGAAGAAUAUUGUCCACAGAGAUUUAAAGGCUGAAAACUUACUCCUCGACGCUGACCUCAACAUAAAAAUUGCUGACUUUGGCUUCAGCAAUGAGUUCACCACUGGUAACAAGCUGGACACAUUUUGUGGUAGUCCACCUUAUGCUGCCCCUGAACUUUUUCAAGGAAAGAAGUAUGAUGGACCUGAAGUUGAUGUAUGGAGUCUCGGUGUUAUCCUAUAUACGCUAGUCAGUGGAUCACUACCAUUUGAUGGACAGAACCUUAAAGAACUUCGAGAACGAGUGUUGAGGGGGAAGUAUAGGAUUCCUUUCUACAUGUCAACUGACUGUGAAAGCCUGCUGAAAAAAUUUCUUAUACUCAAUCCUCUGAAAAGGGCAAGUCUAGAGGCAAUAAUGAAGGAUAAAUGGAUGGGGAUGGGAUUUGAUGAUGAGUUGAAACCUUACAUUGAAGUUAAAAAGGAUCUCAAUGAUCCCAUUAGGAUUGAAAAGUUAGUACAGAUGGGCUACAGCAGGAAGGAUAUUGAAGAAUCAUUAGGUCAAAAUAAAUUCAAUGAGAUUAUGGCCACUUAUCUGUUGCUGGCUAAGAAAAAUGUUGAUGUUAGUUUUGGUUUAUAUGUUUUUUAUUCAUAUGUGCGCCAUAUUUUUGUUUUUACUUUUGUUUGUAUGUUUAUGUUUGCCUGUUUAUGUAUAUUUAUGUGUAUGUUUGUGUGUAGAUAUUUACAAAUGCCAUUUUUCACAAGUUUAUGUCUCUUUGUUGUUAGGUGA
Messenger RNA from Helobdella robusta, 1155 nucleotides. RefSeq lists its product as hypothetical. Gene Ontology annotation, cellular component: cytoplasm. Gene Ontology annotation, biological process: intracellular signal transduction; protein phosphorylation; microtubule cytoskeleton organization. The coding region runs from base 1 to 1155 and encodes 384 amino acids. Lineage: Eukaryota; Metazoa; Annelida; Clitellata; Rhynchobdellida; Glossiphoniidae. Gene Ontology annotation, molecular function: ATP binding; tau-protein kinase activity; protein serine/threonine kinase activity. The record is from RefSeq and is a predicted model, not a curated record. The transcript has 11 exons.